Messenger RNA from Ostreobium quekettii, 1365 nucleotides. The record is from the annotation of a GenBank genome assembly. Lineage: Eukaryota; Viridiplantae; Chlorophyta; Ulvophyceae; Bryopsidales; Ostreobiaceae.
AUGGACCAGUGCCCUAGGUGCCUUGGACUGGGCGGACUGGACGCUUGCGGCAGCCCUGUGGCCGGCGCCAGUCCCACAUCCGCAUCGUUUUGCUCGGUCUGCGACGGAGAGUGCUUCCUGCCGCUGACGGUGGUCGCCGACCUGAAGCGCUGCCCACGAUGCGGGGACGCCAGCAACCCCAAAUGCCCCUGGUGUCACGGAAGGGGCUACUUUCGCGGGGUGGUGGCGUCAUGUCGGGCAUGCAACGGGAGGGGGUUGAUCAGCGGAAGCGGGGAGGACGGGUUGGAGCCCUGCGCAGCUUGCGGCGGCCGGGGCUGCGUGGGGGAUGGUGAGGGCGAGUCGCGCUUGGCCAAGUCGCCGGUUGGUGAAGAUGGGGCGGGUGAAGGUUGCCAGAGCAGCGCUACCGAUGGCGGAGUGGAGGAAAGCGAAUGGGAUCGAGCCCUGAGCGGAGCCAAGGCUGCCCUCCUUUCUCGAGAUCCCGAGGAGAUGCACAGGUCCAUACGACAAUUGGCACAUUUGCAUAUGCACUGCCCAUCGUCGUCGAUGGGCGCCGUGGUGCAGUCCCACCUGUUGCAGCUGAGGAGCGCCUUCCAUGAAAUCAAAGCGGCAUGGGAAGUUCGACAGAACUUGCAGAGAGGCUAUCUUCUGAAGCAGAUAGUCGAAUCGAAACGGGAGCUUGGGCGCAUCCUGGAAGCGCCGGAGGAUAAGGGCGAUUUGCUGUUGGACGAGCAGUCAGGAUUGCUGCAGGCGCUGAGGUGCCACUUGGAGUCCCUGGACAAGCUCCUAGGGGCUAGAUUCACACAAUGGCAGGAACCCCUGCCUGGUGGCCAGCUUGCCACGGAAGGGAAUUUGGCAGCAGCACUGUUGAGGGAAGGGGAGUUGAGGGCAGAGGUGUUUGAGAGGUCACAAGCAGUGCACGUUGCAGUACAUGAUGCCCUUUGUGCGAAGCAUGACUACGAGCGGCUGCACAGCCAAGACGAACUCAAGUUGCAAGCCCUGGAGCUCAAGCACUUGCUGGCAGGAGCGCCAGGCCGGUUUCAUGCAGCACAAAAAGACUUCAGGUACGCCCAGCAAAUCCUGCAACAGCUUAAGCUGGUGUGGAACAAGGAGAUGGAGGACCGAAUGCAGAGGCGACCACCAUGGAUGCCAGACACGUCCACCACGGAGUGCAUGAAGUGCAGGAGCAAGUUCGGGGUGUUCUCACGCCGUCACCACUGCCGAGCCUGCGGCCUGAUAUUCUGCCACGACUGCUCCAGGCACCGCAAGCCCUUGCCAGCUCUUGCAUACUUCAAACCAGAGCGGGUGUGCAACAUCUGCCACCCUCUGAAUUAUGAACCCAAGGACUGGUGGGAUUUUGCUGUGUAG